AGCAAAAGGCCCAUGGUAACCAGUGCAGUAGCGAGCGGGUCGGGUUACAACGUGCGCACUGACUGGUGAUCUUGCUGAGAUAGUAGGCUGUUAGACACUGCAGGACCGCUUUGAAGACCUGAUCAGAUGGCAUAGCCGAACAACACGGCAAAUGAAUAGAGCUCCCUUUGAAAUCGGACAUAAAUUAUUGAUUAAUCAAAAUCUACAUAAUGUCUCAUAUUGUCACUCUGAUAUAGACAGUCAUCUGAGGAUAGCAGGCAGAAGGAGAGGGCAGCUGCAACUUGCUCGAGGCGACCCUCUGUUCAAAAGUUAGGUUAGGAUUUCGACUCCAAAACUGUUAUAUUUUCAUCUUUCUUCUCAUGAAUAUUGGAAUUUCGUGGCGGAUAAAAAGCGAAUAAACACGUAUAACAAACAUGGAAGAAGAUCAGAAAUGGGGAGCUGCUGAUAAAUCUAAAGUGGGGAGGACUUGCAACGAGUUCUACCCUUGUAAAAAGCCCUUUUGGAGGAAUUGUAAAGACCUGUCUGCUAUAACUGUGUGCAUCGCUUUAUCGGUGUUGUCUUUUGGAGUUUGCUUACUGGUUUUCCUUCGGACCUCGGAUCUGCAUUCCCGGAUACUAAAUCUGGAAAAGCAGAGAGAAACACAGGUCUCCGCGUGGAUCUCUCUCGAGCAGGUGGAACCCGUUAUCUUGGGACGCCUCGAUCAGAUUUUGGAAGAGAAACUAGCUGCUCGGCUUCCCAAGACACGAGAGGCCAGAGACGCGACCCAGGGCUGUGUCUGUCCACCAGGGCCUCCUGGCUCGAGGGGAAAGAGAGGUCGCGAAGGGGAUCCAGGACCUCCAGGUCCUCCUGGACGAGCAGGCUUUCCGGGUGACAAAGGAACUAUGGGAAUUCCUGGACGAAUGGGGUUAAAAGGACACGCAGGGGAAAAGGGAGCACCAGGGGAGCCAGGUCUGUCUAUCAUUGGGCCGCGUGGACCUCCUGGGCAGCCAGGAACCAGAGGAUUUCCAGGCUUCCCGGGUCCAAUUGGUUUGGACGGCAAGGCUGGCCAGAAUGGAUUAAAAGGUGACAUGGGUCAGCGUGGUCCAAAAGGAGUCCCGGGUGAACCUGGUCCCAAAGGCGAGAAGGGUGUAUGUGGAGACUACACACACCGGGGCCUUUUUGUACAGGAUGUGCCAUUGAAAACCCUUGCUGCCUUACGCUCCAAUCAGGCUCUGAUGUUGAAGCAGGGCGAUCCUGGAGCACAAGGCCCCCCUGGACCUCCUGGGCCCCCCGGCCUCCCAGGGACCGCUGGACUGAACGGAGCUAGUGGACCACCGGGGAAACCUGGUGAACCAGGAAAACCAGGCAAAGACACGAGGCUCUUACCAGGAAUGAAGGGUGAGCCUGGCAUGCCUGGAUUAAAGGGUGACCAUGGAAAUGUAGGACCCAUUGGACCUGAAGGCCCCAAGGGACCAAAGGGUGACAUAGGGGGAAAGGGGGAGUCAGGUUUUCCAGGCACCCCUGGACUCAAGGGUCAGGCUGGCACCCAUGGUAUUCCUGGUAUACCUGGCAAGAGGGGCUACAGGGGUGAUAAGGGGGAUGCCAGUCAAGAAGGUACCGGCAUCAAAGGGGAACCUGGAACACCAGGACUAGCAGGCUCAGUUGGACCCAAGGGUGACAAAGGAGAUCAGGGGCUUAAGGGAGAGUCAGGACCUGAGGGGCCAUCUGGACCAAAAGGACCUCCAGGUCCAACCGGAGAACCAGGAAAAGCAGAAAUCCUGAACAACGAAAAUGAUAUUCGAAAUGUACCUAUGAUGGGCCCCCCCGGAUUACCUGGCCCUCCAGGCAUACCUGGUCUCACUGGCACCAAGGGUGAAGUUGGUUUGCCGGGUCCUCCUGGUCUUGAUGGAGAGAAGGGCCCCAGAGGGAAGCCCGGUGAUGUGGGUCCUGCCGGCCCCACAGGUCCUGAGGGCGGCAGAGGGGAGGGAGGCCUUAUGGGCUACCCAGGACCCAAGGGAGAUAAGGGGGACUCAGGUCCCUCUGGAUCACCUGGUUUAGAUGGGCCUACGGGGGAGAAGGGGGUUUCAGGGACCCAAGGCCCCAUUGGAUUACCAGGCUCAAUGGGUCCAAAAGGAGAGGCAGGGGAUAAGGGUGAAAGAUCCGAUAUGGUUUAUGGGCCCCCGGGAUCUCCAGGGCCCCAAGGACCAGUUGGCCCUGCAGGACCUCAAGGACUCUCAGGGCCAAAGGGAGAGCCAGGCAUUGGCUUAAGGGGAGAGAAAGGAGCAUCUGGUCUGAAAGGCGACAAGGGGGACAGGGGCCAUCUUGGACUUCCUGGGGCUCAUGGGUUAGACGGCAGACCAGGUCCAGUGGGUCUGAUCGGACCAGUGGGUGUAGCAGGGCCAGCAGGACCAAAGGGAGAGAGAGCUGUGAAGGGAGACACAGGAGUACCAGGACCAAUUGGGCCUCAAGGCAUCCCUGGUUUAGUAGGACCACAAGGAUUGAAAGGAAAUCGGGGAGAGAGGGGCAAGAAAGGCAACAGGGGGGCCAAAGGGGAUAAGGGAGACCAAGGAGCACCCGGACUAGAUGCCCCCUGUCCGUUGGGAGAUGAUGGCUUACCAGUACCCGGUUGUUGGAAUAAAGGUCAAAAUCCUUUCCAACUGGCUAAGAAGUAAGAGGCACCAGAGAUCUGCCUAGCAAUGUUUCUCUAAAAGCUGCCAUGAGCAAACUUGAAGACGUUAGGAGGUACCUGGUUUUGACCCAACCAGGGCACCAUCUUACAGAGUUUCCAGAAGGCUGAGAGAGGGCCAGUAUCAUUGGGCGCUCUGGUAGCAGUGAGCAGACCGACUUCACCGAAGCAAAAAAAAUAUCGAAAAGGAAUUUUCAGUCCUUUACAGUUCUUCGGCUACUCGUGUGGAAAUGCCAUCCCCAUGACAGAGAGAUACAGAUGCAUUUCUUUGACUUUCAUAUGCUCGAUACUUUCAUCUAUUUUAUUCACUAUGUGAAGGCGAGACAUUCACUUUUUAUUGUGUACAAUUUUCUGUGUUUUCUCUGUCACCAACAACUGUGAUUCAAAAUUCAGAGCAGCUCACAAAACAGAUAGACGCAAUCUUUCGGUCUUCAUGUGUUUCCAAGAUAAGCCAAAAACAUAGGAAAACACCUAUUGAUGAUUCCUGAUUUCAAACUCACUGCCAUCUCUACUAUCCUUGCUGAUGCAGGUGUAACAUCCUGUUUGAUUGUGCACAAGGAUGAACUUUGACACUAGCAUUGCAUAUUGUUGGUAUGCAUUUAUACUUGUCUGUACAUUUAUUCACAUUCUUGGGUGUUUAAUGAUGCCACAUAUUCAUUUUGUAUAUUAGGAUUCAUGUGUUACAGUAUGUCCAGAGUGUAUUCUAUAGCUUUGUAUAUUAAUAUUUGAUGCAUUGAUGCAACAUGACAUGCCCAUAAAUAAUCCACAUGAGGUGCUAAAUGGAUUGUAAUAUAGUUCUCCAAAAUCAUGUCAUCUCUUAGAACAUUCACUUAAGUCUUUCAUUGAUACACCAAACUCAAAAAAUAGACAAAUUCAAUGUUCCUAUCCCAAGGUAAAGAGCAAUGAUUCAUUUCAUUCACUGAAAUAAUUGGCAUUGCUACAUAGCAGGAAGCAAUAUUUUUUGGGUGGAGUUAAGGGGGCGUGCCAUCAGAGUUUGAUGUUCUUUUCUGUUAUACACAGCAUCCAAUACCAGCCAAGUUCUUAUUCUGAUGUAUGUAAAAUAAGGGUUGUCUACUAAACAGUUUUUAUGAUAAAUUGUCAUUUUCUAAUCGUAAUAUGACUUAUCGGACUGUACUUUGCAUGGAUAAUCUUACAAAAGAAUAACAAAAGAUUACAAAAAAUUAUACCGUAGUUGAUCCCUAAAACAUUUUUAUAGUUUCAGAGUUUUUUAAGCUUUUAUCCAAGACAUUAUAAGAGGACAGUAAAUUAUGUGGCAAUGUUUGUGGGAAGUAUGUACAUAUUUGUUUUAUUUGGCUCAUUUCUUUUAAGGACGUGAAAUUUAGCCACAAUCUUUGACUCAUUUGAACCCAUGAUGUGUUCACUUCAAUAUGCUAAACCUGAAGACUGAAUUGCUUGAUUAUCUGAUACAGUUAGUGGCAUUAUCCGUUUGUGACUUUAAUUAUAUUUAACACAAACUUUCCUGUUUUGUAGAGAAUUAACUGCACGGAAGCAUUCCUUGUGUCAUUUUGACAAUCGACAAACCUGGUUAUAAAUUGUGUAUUUUCCCCAUUAACUUUGGGUGUUUGCUGUUGUUUAGCAUACAAAGUGUGUUACUGUUACACUGUAUUAGAGAAAGUUAUCAUAAUACACAUUAUUUUAAAGGCUUUGAAGUAUUACAAUGCUCUGCAAAGUGAUCUUGGUGAUAUAAAGUAUUGCAAGCAAUUUUAUGGCUGCAUCAUAGUCCCAGGUGAUAUUAAUGACUUAUCAAUAGAGUUAUCUUUAGUUCACGAUGAUUUAAGUAUGCAACAAACACCAAAUGCACUAAACCAUGUCUUUGUGCAUAGACCCAUUUAGAAGUAAAUUCUUACAUCUUAAAGUAGUCUGUACUUGUCAGACCAAUAGUAUUACCUCUAAUUAACCCUCUACAAAGUACAUAAACUAGCAAUAAUUGCAGUGAUAAAAAAACUAUAGAAAUUGUUAGCCUGACUAAAAGAUAUGUUUGUGUAACUCAGAAGCACAACACAAACAAGCAUUGUUUGUGUAUGCUCAGAAGCAUUCACCGUGCGCAUUUACUUUUUGAUAGGAUGAUCUCUAAUUGUUUGUAUGCAUUACAUUUCUGCUUUCUUCACAUUUAUAUUUUGCACAGUUAUGGACGUAGUCUACUCUUUAAUUUUACCAUCUGUGGACAGUAUUAUGAUCUGUUUGUAUCAUAUUUCUUUGGUAAACAUUUCCUUAUUGAUACAAAUGUAUUUUAUCAUGCCUUUCAUCUUUAUGUACUCUUCAUGUUUUAUCUCAGAAUUUCAGAAUGCAUCACUUAAUACUUAUUAACAUGAAAGACAACUAACAUUAAUUUAACAAAAAAAAAGGAAUAAAUUGUUAUUUACACAUUUUGGGAUCAAUGCACAAAAUGGUCCUUUGUAAAUAUAUUAGUUACGUUUGCAAACCUCUCCCAAUUAAUCCACUCCAAAUCCAUAUACAUCUCCAGUUUAAAUAUUUCCCAAAAAUCUGGUUAUGAAUUUUCACUUUUUAUAUACACAAGAGUAAGAGUUUAGAGUUUAAGAGUACACAGAUCUUUUUUAAAGGAGGGAUUGAGUUGAAGUUAAGCAUUUGGUCAGAAUUACCAGUUUAUGGUAAAAGAGUUUUGUCUCUGUAUCUCCUCUUUAAUUUGUCUGUGUACAGUUAAGGAGAGGAUAGAAAGUUUGUGAGAAACUAUUGUUAGUUAACUUAAUACAUUUGUUAUCUUAACGAUCCUCUGUAAAUAAUGGAAAUAACCCAAGAUGUAUAAUGUUGUAAAAAUCUGUUUGUGUGAUAGCGUAUUUCUUUACGUUUCAGUACCUGAUUGCAAACACAUAAGUGGGCAUUUAUUUUAAUGCAUUGAUGUUAAAACCAUCUGCAUGAUGAUUUUGUUAAUAAGCACUAUUCAUAUUAAGCAACAGUGUAACUUGAUAGCCUCAUUUGCUGCCUAAGCAAUGUAACCUUUUAGAAACCCCCUCGGUUGUUGCAGAAGGUUCUGUGGUGUAAAAACGUAUAGACAGAUGCAGGCCUACUCAAUCCACAAUUUAGUGUUUUAUUAACUUCAAUGAGUGUGGGGUCAAAAUGACUGUUACUGACGUUUUUAUUUUCAGAAAAUGUUUUUACUUUUUAUAUACCAUAAAUGGCAGCUUUAGUCACUGAUUGCCAAAAUAAAUUUCACUGUUAAAAUAGGCCUACGUGAUUUUGAAAACGUCAUCAAGAAUUCAAAAUAAAGAGGUU
Molecule: messenger RNA, 5917 nt
Organism: Hypomesus transpacificus
Lineage: Eukaryota; Metazoa; Chordata; Actinopteri; Osmeriformes; Osmeridae
Gene: col13a1
Product: collagen, type XIII, alpha 1
Exons: 43
Coding region: 414-2651 (745 amino acids)
Source: RefSeq, a predicted model, not a curated record